Molecule: messenger RNA, 1491 nt
Organism: Melampsora larici-populina 98AG31
Lineage: Eukaryota; Fungi; Basidiomycota; Pucciniomycetes; Pucciniales; Melampsoraceae
Exons: 9
Coding region: 1-1491 (496 amino acids)
Biological process (GO): charged-tRNA amino acid modification
Cellular component (GO): cytoplasm
Molecular function (GO): tRNA adenosine(64)-2'-O-ribosylphosphate transferase activity
Source: RefSeq, a predicted model, not a curated record
AUGGUCAACCGCGCUCCAUCAGCCAUGUCCACCUUGGUAUUCAAUGCAGAAGUUUCCAAUCAUCAUAGCAUCUUUCGGGAACAAGAGAAGGAAGUGAAUAAGCAGCAGAAAGACAUCUAUAAUCGAAUCCAUUCGGUUGCCGAAGAUUGCGAAUUUGUCGUAUCAGUCGCCAAGAAGUUCCCUCAAUUCCCAAUCAUCGCUAACCAGCGGUGUGGAGCUUGGUAUGUGGACCCUGCCAAUUCACCGGACUGCUCGGUUUAUUUCAAGUCCACGGAUGGCCACGAUGGCCAAUGGCAAUUCAGUGUGCGCAGGUCCAAUCUUCAUUUGGUAAAUCUUAUCAUCGAUCGGAAGGGUGUGUUAAUCGUGGAUUCGACUCGGAGAGGCAAGAGGUUUCCCGAUGCUUUAUCCAAGACAGUACCUGCUUGGUGUGCGGUUUUGAAUACCGUUCGACUCCGUCUGAUGAAACAGUACCCAAUCGCUGAGACAGACCGCGAAUUUUGGUCAGAUGAGCUAUCUAUUCGGCUUUCGACUCCAUCCGAUGCUGUCAGGGCAAGUGAACACGACCAGAUGUGUCAACGGAUUGAAGACUGGGCUAAGGAGCUUCUCUCAUCUUCUUUCGAUUUUCGCCGGAGCAUAGCUCAACUCAAAAGACCUCUGCGUCCGGUUUGGUGUUGUCCUACAAGCAUCUGUACGAUGACGGACUUCAAUUCAAACGAGGAUGUUCUACCAUCCUACUACCCUGUGGUCUGCGUCAGUGCCAGUAAAAUUGUUACAGAUACUUCGACAACAUAUCGUCCCGCUGGUUACACAUACGUUCAAGGUGCAGGUGAUGAUCACGAGUCGUGGUCGGGAGGUUUGACCCCGACGACAUUCUGGAAGCAUUCAACAAAGAUUCUAUCUGCAUCACGACAUGACAUCCCCAACCUACUUCGAGAGAUUUUUGCGGAACAGGAAUUGCAGAAGCAGACAUCCACCGCUUCUCAACAAAGGUUCAACAUUCAGGAGACUGGCCUCAACAUCUCCUUGGCAGAUGGCAUGACAACUCUAGGAUCACAAACAAGUUUAGGUAACUUGCUGACAGUGUUGGUAUCUACGUCGACUGAUCAGAUACAUAUUGUUAAGCAAGGCGAUGAUGGAAAGGAGGUAUUUCAAAUAGAAGGCGAUCAAUCCGUUUUGAAAAACUUUAGUAAGACUCUAUCGCAUAUUAGUCCGAAGUGCGUGCAAGCCUUGCGUGACAGAGGAAAACUCUGUGUCAUUGCUGGAGGAUGUCACAAAGCUCAAUCGCAGGAGCUCGUUGUUGCGAUCGCUCUUUGCGUAUUGGUUGAAACAUUCGACGAUGCGAGACAGCUCCGUACACAGUCCGUACCACGAAUAGAUAAAAGUCUCAUACGGUCGCGACUUCAAUGGAUGAUUGAAGCUUCAGAUGGCUCAUUAAACCCAUCAAGAUCAGUGUUGAAGCGCGUGAACAACUUCCUAAUACCACCACCUUGA